CUGACUGCACAUCCAUGGUCACAAACCGUUUUGGUGAGUUCCACGCUGCACGUUCCUCGCUCUCUCUGAUUCGCUUCCUAUUUUUGUAGCCUGCACAAUACACGUUGGGUUCAGUCUCCUCCGACUUCUUUACUGUCGUAUUUGACACGUCUUACGUGUCAUCGCUUACCGACUAGUAUCCCAGGUUCCGCCCAACAAUUGGUGACCCCCUGUCAGGAACACGCCGUCCGCCAUUGUGAAUUUUCAUUUUGGUGAGCUCGUUCCAGUGCUUUUCUGAUUCAUUACUCGCUAUCGUUUUGUUUUCUCAUUCGCCGCAUAUACUUAUUCAUUCCUCACGAUGAAUAGUGCUGAUGAUAAACCAUCUACGUACGUGGUUAGUGCCGUAGAGCUAGCCUCCCCACCUUUUUGGGAGAAUGACCCGUUGUUAUGGUUUGCACAUUUAGAAUCCACUUUUUACAAUUGUAAAAUUUCAUCUGAUAAUUCUAAAUAUCAUCAGCUUAUGUCCCGGCUUCCGCAAAGCGUAUCCUCCCAAGUGAGGGACGUCAUAGCUUGCCCGCCCCCCGAUGCGAAAUACGAUACUUUAAAGCAGGCGAUCAUUCAGCGAAUCACGCCCUCUGACAAGGUCCGACUUCAGCAACUGUUUAGGGAUCUGCAGCUAGGGGACAGGAUGCCUUCAGCCUUGUUGCGACAGAUGCAACAGCUCCUAGGCACAUCCAGCAUGGAUGAAGGUAUUCUCCGCGAAAUGUGGAUGCAACGUCUCCCAGAAAGCACACAAGCCAUCCUUGCGGUGGCAAGCGCCCUGCCUCUCACAGCAGUUGCAGAACUAGCAGAUCGGGUCAUGGAACGACAUCAGCCAGCGAACGAAUCUAGGACGUUCACUCGACUUAGCCCCGUCACAGCCCCGGCGACAAACCCCACUAGUGAGCCGUCGGCAAUCGACGCUUUAGCAUCGCAAAUAGCGUCAUUACAACGCCAAGUCGAGAAACUCAACCUAGACCGUAAGCAGCGCAGCCGCUCUAACUCAUCAACUCGCCGCACGAAGCCUAACAAUUCAGGCUUUUGCUUUUACCACACGCGUUUUGGUAACAAAGCCCGCAAGUGCCAGCAGCCAUGCAGUUUCUCCGCCGCCAAGCAGGGAAACUUCCACGCCGGCCCGUAAUGGCGACUAACGGUGUCGGCAAAGCUCCAAGUCGUCUCAUCUACAUUAGGGAUUAUGGCUCCGAUACCCAGUUCUUAGUUGAUACCGGGGCGGAAGUCAGCGUCAUUCCCCCUAUGCCAGGUGAGCCUACCGCUUCUCUGUCGACAAGUCUCAGUGCCGCCAAUGGCACACCAAUAGCCACCUAUGGUCAUCGGUCACUUACCCUGGACCUAGGUCUUCGGCGCACGUUUCGCUGGGUAUUCACUGUCGCUGCAGUCCCCUUUGCCAUCAUCGGCAUUGACUUUCUCAGGCAUUUCGACCUCUUGGUCGAUGCGAAACGCCAGAUGAUAGUCGACACUGCAACAAAACUCAGCGUACGUGGCAUCACCGCCGAUGUGACAUCUAUAUCCCCGGUCUAUGCAUUUCCCCAGACCUCGUCAGACUACGCUAAUCUCCUUUCUCAGUAUCCCAAGCUCGUUCAGCCAAUGAA
Molecule: messenger RNA, 1628 nt
Organism: Dicrocoelium dendriticum
Lineage: Eukaryota; Metazoa; Platyhelminthes; Trematoda; Plagiorchiida; Dicrocoeliidae
Source: the annotation of a GenBank genome assembly